This is a messenger RNA of Fonsecaea erecta, 459 nucleotides long. RefSeq lists its product as hypothetical. The transcript is spliced from 2 exons. Gene Ontology annotation, molecular function: oxidoreductase activity. The coding region runs from base 1 to 459 and encodes 152 amino acids. NCBI's taxonomy places the organism in Eukaryota, Fungi, Ascomycota, Eurotiomycetes, Chaetothyriales, Herpotrichiellaceae. The record is from RefSeq and is a predicted model, not a curated record.
AUGGCCACCAAGCAGCGCAUGCUCAAGCUCUCGCUCUUCGCGCGCCGCAAGAGCCACCUCUCCGAAGACGAGUUCCAGCGCUACUGGUCCGAGACGCACCGGGCCCUGGCCACCGAGUGGUUGGUGAAGUACGGCAUUGUCAAGUAUACGCAGUACCACACGCCCUCCCACCUCCUCCCGUCCGCGCUCGCCGGGUUCCCCGCCCUGGGCAGCGCCAAAAAACUCGACUUCGACGCCGUGGGCGAGUUCCUCAUGCCGGACCUGUCGUGCUUCCAGCGCGCGCGCGAGGACCCGUACUACGCCGAGGUCAUUGCGCCCGACGAGCAGCGCCUGUUCGACUGGACCUCCGUGGAGUGGACCGUCGGGUGGGAGGAGGUGUAUAUCAAGGACGGCAGGGUGGUGGAUAUGCCGUUGGGCGAUGUCGAGGUGGUGGAGUCGAAUUCGAAGUCGGGUUCCUGA